Messenger RNA from Saccostrea cuccullata (small rock oyster), 2300 nucleotides. Its product is annotated as long-chain-fatty-acid--CoA ligase 1-like. The transcript has 17 exons. Gene Ontology annotation, biological process: long-chain fatty acid metabolic process. The annotation marks the transcript as partial. The record is from RefSeq and is a predicted model, not a curated record. Gene Ontology annotation, molecular function: long-chain fatty acid-CoA ligase activity. Gene Ontology annotation, cellular component: endoplasmic reticulum; membrane. Lineage: Eukaryota; Metazoa; Mollusca; Bivalvia; Ostreida; Ostreidae.
UUGUAUGACACCUUGGGUGCUGAAGCUUGUACACACAUUAUCAACCAAGCUGAGAUAAGUUUGGUGAUCUGUGAUAAGAUCGUGAAGGUGAAGGCCUUGCUGGACAGGAUCAAGGAGACACCCAAUCUGAGGAAGGUGGUGCUGGUGGAGGAACCGUCUGCGGAAAUCAGAGAGAGCGCCGCCAGUCACAAGAUAGACCUCAUCUCCUUCUCUGAGCUAGAGGCUCUAGGUGAACAGAAACCCCAGGAGCCAAAGCCAUGUAAGCCUGAUGAUUUGUGUGUUUUAUGCUACACCAGUGGUACAACAGGUUUACCUAAAGGUGCCAUGCUUACACACAAAGGAACUAUGGCAACAGUGGUGGCUGCAGCAGCAAUAUUGAAACCUGGUGGAAUAGACAUUUCUCCUGAAGAUACUCUCAUCUCUUAUCUCCCCUUAGCUCAUUCAUAUGAAAGGUUAUUAGAGUGUUACUGUGUAUUAAAUGGAGCCAGGAUAGGGUUCUUCCAAGGUGAUGUCAAGCUAUUGAUGGAUGACAUUAAAGAGCUACAGCCCACGCUAUUCCCAUCUGUACCAAGGCUACUCAAUAGAGUCUAUGACAAAGUCAUGACCCAGUUAAAUGAGGGCUCGUCUAUAAAAAGAAAGUUGUUUAACAUGGCCAUUGCCAGCAAGGAAAAUGAACUCAAAAAGAGUAUAAUUAGGAAUGAUAGUUUAUGGGACAAAGUGGUAUUUAAGAAGAUUCAGGCAGGUUUGGGAGGAAAGGUUAAGCUGAUAACAACAGGAUCUGCCCCCCUGUCCCCCAAAGUCCUUCACUUCUUGAGAUGUGUCGUGGGAUGUCCUGUUGUGGAGGGAUAUGGCCAGACAGAAUCCCAUGCUAUCUGUUCAGUAACACUGGUUGGAGAUCCCGACACAGGAAAUGUAGGUCCACCUCUUCCUUGCUGUCAGAUCAAGCUGGCUGAUGUUGAAGAAAUGAAUUAUUAUGCAAAAGAUGACAAAGGGGAGGUCUGCAUAAAAGGACCCAAUGUGUUCCUUGGUUACUACAGGGACCAAGCCAAAACUGACGAGGCUCUAGAUAAAGAUGGCUGGCUUCACACAGGGGAUAUUGGACAGUGGCUAGAAAAUGGAACCUUGAAAAUUAUUGAUAGGAAGAAGAACAUUUUCAAAUUAGCACAGGGUGAAUACAUUGCCCCAGAAAAGAUAGAAAAUGUCUAUGUAAGAAGCCAGCUGGUGGCUCAAGUCUUUGUUCACGGAGAGAGUUUAAAGUCGAGUUUAGUUGGUGUAGUUGUACCAGAUCCAGACGUGUUACCAAACUGGGCCAAAACCAAACUAAAUCUGACUCAGUCCAUGGAGGAGUUAUGUUCUAAUGCUGAUGUGAAGAAGGAGAUUUUGGCCGACAUGACCAAAUAUGGAAAAGCAGGAGGACUCCAUUCAUUUGAACAAGUCAAGGAUAUCUUCCUCUAUCCAGAAUUGUUUUCUGUGGAAAAUGGACUUCUGACACCAACAUUUAAGGCAAAAAGACAUGAACUGAAAGUUAUGUUUAAGCCACAAAUUGAUGAAAUGUACAAAAAUCUAGCGUAAAAUAUGUGUAUUUAGAAACUAGUUAUAAAUUCUAAAAAAUGAAGAUUUUGCUUUGAAUUAUGCAUAUUAUUUUUUGAUUGCAAAGCACCAGAAGCAAAUAGUAUAGGGUCAGAAUCUCUUAAAUUAAGCUAGUAAUAUUGAUUUUCUGUGAAAUAAAUGCAUGCAUUGUACCUAAUUCUGGUAAGAAAAAAUAUGAAACUUUUUUUCUUGAACAGAAAUUUGUUUUUUGGAAGGUAUUUUUUUCCUCCUGGAUGUAUAUUCUGAAAUAAAGAGGUAAACAAUGUAGUAACAUGCAGAUAAUGAGUUGAAAUAUUUUUUUUUUUUAAGUACAUGUAUGUGAUAAAGGUUGUGUAGAUUUCUGCUUUUAUCAUUUACAACUUACUGCUUUAAGAGAAUCUUGUAUCAUAAGAUAUACUAGUCUAGAAAUGAGAUUUUUGAAGAACUUGAACAGUUGAAAUGCUUUGGAUUCAAGUUUUAAAUAAUCAAGCAUGUAAGUGCUAAAAAUGAAAUUGCAAAACUCUCCACUUGUUUUUUUCUCAGAUUUAUAUUUGAUGCUAUUUUUUUUCUUUGUUAAAGUUUAAGAAGCUAGUCAAAAGUUUUACUGAGGUUAAGGGUGGGAAAGACAUGAAAUAUUGCCUGCGGAUGUUCUAUUAUUAUGCAGGCAUUUUGAAUAGAAAUUCAUUGUCGUUAAUUGUACUUCCAUUAUAGUUUACAUUAGGGGGACAUUU